Corythoichthys intestinalis (scribbled pipefish) is the source of this 1426-nucleotide messenger RNA. It is a transcript of the gene rwdd1, whose product is annotated as RWD domain containing 1. Lineage: Eukaryota; Metazoa; Chordata; Actinopteri; Syngnathiformes; Syngnathidae. The transcript is spliced from 7 exons. Gene Ontology annotation, molecular function: protein binding. The coding region runs from base 342 to 1064 and encodes 240 amino acids. Gene Ontology annotation, biological process: cytoplasmic translation. The record is from RefSeq and is a predicted model, not a curated record.
AGGAGGAGGCGCGUCAGUUACAUAUGCAGACAAAAAUAAUGGAUAAAAACUAAACCGAUUGCAAUUGUGUUGCCAAUAUAAUAAUGCUUCUGUCGCUAAAAAGGGACAAAAAUACAAAUUAAAGUAUAUAGAAUUGUCAUCUGUAGAUUUAAACACGUCAGGACAAGGGACAUCUCCAAUGUUUGGUUAUUUGAAAAACAGGAGGGGAUGGAAUCGAUCGUUUGAACGCAUGCACGCACUAGUCUCGCACUCGCAGUCUCGCAGUGCAUGGUGGCCGCACGGCGAACCGCUGUGAUGAUUUUGCAAACCUUUAGAUUUAGAUAAUUUGCAGCAACGCGAAAAUGACAGACUAUAACGAAGAGCAAAGAAAUGAACUAGAAGCAAUUGAGUCGAUAUACCCAGACUCGUUCACAGUGCUUUCGGAGGAUCCCAUCAGCUUCACUAUUACUGUAACGUCAGACGCGGGGGAAAAUGGUGAAACUGUAGAAGCCACUUUAAAGUUUACAUAUGUAGAAAAAUACCCUGAUGACCCCCCACUGUGGGAGGUCCACUCCCAAGAGAACCUGGAAAACAGUGAUAUGGAGGACAUUCUCACAAUACUAAAGCAACAGGCAGAAGAAAACCUGGGAAUGGUGAUGAUUUUUACCUUGGUGACAGCUGUGCAGGAAAAACUCAACGAAAUUGUGGACCUGAUGAAGACCAGACGAGAAGAGGAGAAACUGCGGAAAGAGAGGGAGGCGGAGGAAGCAGAGAAGGUAGCAUUUCAGGGCACAGUGGUAACAAUUGAGAACUUCCUGGCAUGGAAAGCCAAGUUCGAGCUAGAAGUGGCUGAAAUCCGACGGAAAAAACAGAAAGAGGAAGAGCAAUCGGGCAAAGCAAAACUCACAGGCAAACAACUGUUUGAGAGGGACCACAAUCUGGACACGUCAGACAUCCAAUUCCUUGAAGACGCUGGAAACAGUGUUGAGGUGGAUGAAUCAUUGUUCCAGGACAUCGACGACUUGGAUUUGGAGGAUGACGACCCAGACUUUGACCCUUUGGAAAUGGGCAGUGAUGAGGAUUAAAACAGUUGUAUAAAAGAAUGGACAUGGAAAUUGGCGAUGAAUGAAACUUGAUCAGACACAUGAAGAUUCAGUAAUAAGACUUUUCAGUAGUUACAAGGGGAAUACUUGUCAUACGGUCAUAAUUUUGUUUUUAUUAAUUCUUCUAGUUUAUAUUAGCUUUCCAGAUACAUGACUUCUUAAGUUCUGGUGCUGGCCACAAGUUUGUACUACGAACUAAUUAUGGCCAGUGUACGGUAUAUGUCAUAAAUGUACUUGUUGAAUUGAAAAUCUUGAGCAUGAAAAAGUACAAAUAAAAGUUGAUCUACUCCAUUUAUAACCAGUGGUGAAAAGUACAAUUAAAAGUUGAUCUACUCCAUUUAUAA